AUGAGCGCGAACUUGAACCUCCCAAUGGCUGAUUCGCCUACUCUGGCCCUCGUCCACCCUACCGAAGAUGAGCAAUUGAUCCAAUCCAAACUCAAUGGUGCCGAAUGGCGCGGCGCCCUCUCAACAUCUGCCUACCUCCAGCGUGAGAUCACUCUGUCGCAGCAAGCUUUGACGAGAGAAGGAGGCAUCACAUACUGGAUUCUAAUUGACACAGCACUGUCCAACAAUCCUAUGGAUCCAAACUCAGGGACUCGUCUUCCGCUAGCCAGUUGCGAAACCUACCGCAAGAAGGCACUUGUUUGGCGAGACGGCAAAUUACAAGAGAUGGUAUCACAUGGUGUCGGAAGUGUAUUCUGUGGCCAGCACUUACGCGGAAAGGGGUACGCUCAACGACUGAUGAAGGAACUAGGGAAGGCAUUGCAGACGCAUCAAGUAGACGACACGGAAUGCUUAUUCACAAUAUUGUAUUCCGAUAUCGGUAAGAAUUACUACGCUAGACUUGGUUGGAUGCCGUUUCCUUCAUCUCAUAUAGCCCUACCAGCAAGCUCUUCUACACCAACAGCCGACCUGCCCACUGCCCGGCCACUGUAUUCGAAGGACCUUCCGGAGCUCUGCAAGCUUGAUGAGGAUCUCGUAAGGAAGAGCUUGGAGUCACGAUCGAAGGGCAGCAAGACUGCGGUGGCGCUCAUUCCAGAUGUCGAGACCAUUCAAUGGCACCACGCACGCGAGGAAUUUGUUAGCCAGGAGGCCCACGGGAAGAUUCCACAGAUCAAGGGCGCGAUAGUAGGCGACGAGGCUGGCAAACGUGUGUGGUGCUAUUGGACGCGUGUCUGGUACAACGAAGAUGUGUCUGUUGUGAAAGGCAACACAAUGCACAUCCUGCGCCUCGUCGUCGAAGACGAUGUUCUUGGUACCAGGCAAGUUACCGAGGGAGAUGAUACAGCUGUCGCAGCUUUAUUAGCAUUUGCACAGCGUGAAGCGGAGGAAUGGAAAACUGAGUGCUUGGAGAUCUGGAACCCUGCACCGUCAGCGCUAGCUGGUGCCCAGAUACUGGAUAAGAGCACAAAGGUGACAGACAGGCAUACCGAGAGUAUUGCGAGCCUGCUGUGGUAUCCUGAGCACGAAGGAGCGACUGCAGAUCAUGUCGAUUGGAUCAGCAAUGAGAAGUACGGGUGGUGUUGA
Messenger RNA from Didymella exigua CBS 183.55, 1182 nucleotides. RefSeq lists its product as uncharacterized. NCBI's taxonomy places the organism in Eukaryota, Fungi, Ascomycota, Dothideomycetes, Pleosporales, Didymellaceae. The transcript has 2 exons. Bases 1 to 1182 code for a protein of 393 amino acids. The record is from RefSeq and is a predicted model, not a curated record.